AGUUAUGAUGCACAAUAGUUCCUUGGAUGAGAAGAUGGUCACAAAAAUUUUGUCAAAUGUCUGUCAGCCAGGAAGGGUGUACUGGAACGAUGUGUGUGGGCUCAGCAACGUGAAGCAGCGUUUGAAGGUUUGUAUUGACCACUAUCCUUAUUUGAGCAGUACUUGAGAGUACUUAAUGCAAGGCUCAUGUUGCCAAUGCCUUUAUUUAUCACAUUCAGGAAAUGGUGGUCUAUCCCAUGCUGAACCCGGCAUUGUUCCAAGGUUUGAGGAGGCCUGGAAGGGGUCUCCUUCUUUUCGGUCCCCCAGGUACUGGGAAAACAUUAAUUGGAAAAUGCCUGGCAACCGAGGCCAGAGCCACUUUCUUUUCCAUAACUUCUUCAAGUUUUGGGUCGAAAUGGUAUGGCGAGUCUGAAACCCUCGCAAAGACCUUGUUUGAAUGUGCAAGAGCGCUUCAACCUUCCAUUAUCUUUAUUGAUGAAGUGGAUUCAAUCCUCAAAAGUGCACGUGACACUGAUGGGGGUUGCUCUACAAGACUUAGGACAGAAUUGCUCGCUUGUAUGGACGGGUGUACAUCAACUGGUAAAGAAGAGGUCCUUGUUGUUGGAGCAACCAACUGGCCUGGUAAGAUAGAUGAGGCGGCUCGACGACGUUUUACCAGGCGGUUGUACGUUCCCCUGCCUGAUGAAGAGACAAGAUUAGAGCAGUUUAAACACGAACUAUCACAGGAAAAGCAUUCAAUCUCUGAGGAUGAGUUUGGGCUCAUUGCUGAAAAAACAAAGGGCUACAGUGGAGCAGAUAUAACGCAGGUGUGCAGAAAUGCAGCCAUGAAACCAAUAAGGUCAUUAGACCCAAAUGGUCCCUCCAUUGAAUUCAUAACAAUGGAUGAAGUACGCCCUAUGAAUUUAAGUGACUUUCUGGAGAGUGUCAAUGAGACAACAAAAUCUGUCUCUCAGGAAAUGAUAGAUCAACUAGAGGACUUCAAUAACAAAUUUGGAAGUCUGUGA
Molecule: messenger RNA, 1004 nt
Organism: Frankliniella occidentalis (western flower thrips)
Lineage: Eukaryota; Metazoa; Arthropoda; Insecta; Thysanoptera; Thripidae
Product: spastin-like
Exons: 6
Coding region: 222-1004 (260 amino acids)
Molecular function (GO): ATP binding; ATP hydrolysis activity
Source: RefSeq, a predicted model, not a curated record